UCGCAAUUUGCUUCGCAAUCUUUUCUAAAGGAACAAAUUUUCCUAUUGGACAGGAAGUAAAAGCUAAAUUGUCUCUAUAGUGUAGUGUUUGAUCAUCGCAGUCUUGCUUCCGGGAAGGAGCGGUACGCCACGGUACGCCGAGGAACGCCAAGUAGCGACUCUUCGAAAAUGACAGCGGUUGCGAUGAUUUCGCCGGCGUCACAGGGCAUUAUCCAGGUGGUGAACGAGAGUAAUCUGAGUAAAAUUGAGAGCUUCCUCAACGACACUGCUUACAGAGAAGCCAUUGAGAACUCUUCCAAUUACAAUAGUCGAUUGUGUCGGGAACGACGUCUUCGUAUGCCUUUCCUCGACUCGCAGACAGGUGUUGCACAGAAUCAUUCUGCGCUUUUCAUGUCCUCGAGAGAAAGAUUGCCAGGUUUAUUGCACGGUCAAAUUUACACCUAUCCGAGUAAACGGUGGCGUAAAAAACGACGCCAAUAUUUAAUGCACUAUUUACACCCGAAACGAGGACCAAGAGGCGAUACGGAGGAUGGAGUAGAAGGUGUUGAGACUGUUACCCAUGUAAAUGACGAUAGUAAAGAUUCAGUCGCGCUUAAAGACGAACACAGUAAAGAUGCUUGGUACUACGAUGAGCAAGAUAUGUUGGAUAUGGAUGCAUAUGAAGAACCUGAUCCUGACAGCGAUUACGAUUACGAGGAGAGCUAUAGCAGUAAGAGGAAACGAAGGAAAACUCGCGGAGGUGGCCAUCAUCCUGCUCGUAGUCAUCCACCUUCCACAGAUAGCCCUGGAGGUAAACGCACAAAGGGUGGGGGCCGCGGACGCAAAAAGACCAACUACGACUCUGUUGACUCUGAUAAGCCAUUCGUUUGUGACCUAUGCAGCGCACGGUAUAAGACCAGACCCGGUCUGGUCUACCAUUACGGUCAUUCCCACUCUACUUCCUCCGGUGAUCCUGCUAAGGAACUAAGUCCCAGUCCUGCCGAAGUUGAACCUAGGAGUGUUGCAGACACCGCUGCUUCGAACCAGCCAGGUGGUACGCGUCGGGGUCGUCAGAACGCUACUUCCUCGAGUACCUCGAGUCCCUCUCCGGCGACACCGGCCGCCCUUGGUACGGGGGCUGCGGCGCAACCACAGCAGCCACAGCAACUGCCUCCGGUGCAGACGCCCGUUGCUCCAGCGUCGCCCACUGUUCCAGCGCCUAAGGAAGAUCAUUUGCCGGCUGCUUCUUCGCCUGGCACAGCCGUACCGUCGCCGUCGUCCGUCCGCGCGACGGAAACCACGGGAGGCGGUGCGACAGGAGCAGCGACAACAGCGGCAACGCCAGCAGGAGCCGGAGGGACAUCGGCAAGUGGAGGAACGGGAGGAGGGGGAGGGGGAGCAGGUGGACCAGUAAACUCUGGACCGACGGAGAAGAAGGCCAAGUCAUCGGCGGCCCAGCCGUCCCCUUACUGUGACUUCUGCCUGGGUGAUGCGAGAGAAAACAAAAAGACGGGCGGCUCGGAGGAAUUGGUCUCUUGCAGCGAUUGCGGCCGCUCAGGGCAUCCAACUUGUUUGCAAUUCACUGCAAACAUGAUCGUUUCUGUUCGCAAGUACAGGUGGCAGUGUAUCGAAUGCAAAUGUUGCUCCAUUUGUGGUACUUCUGACAAUGAUGAUCAGCUGCUGUUCUGUGACGACUGUGAUCGUGGAUACCACAUGUAUUGUCUGUCUCCACCUCUUGCAUCUCCCCCCGAGGGCUCCUGGUCUUGCCGCCUAUGCAUAGCCGAAUUUCAUCGCCGUGAUUAAGUCCGUUUUCGUAGAUAAUUUGAGGAGUUAUCUACCGCAAUGGUGCAGCGUUCGUCUUAGGAGAAUUAGGAGAGUAUUCACCAGCUCACACUUUCCUCGUAUAAUAUCGUACACGACACACACCGGCGGAAUUUCUCGCAGAGAAAAGAAGACCUUCUUCAUCGAUUACUAUUUAUUACGAAAUUUGCAUUGGUCAUCGAUACGUUAAAUUAUGUUAACAAUAAUGAUAAUAAUAAUUAGGAGGAUACGUUUAUAUAGCAUUACUAUAUUAGAUAUCUCAGGCACUGGUGAUCUCAACGAGGUAAAGACGUAAGGAAACAUAUUUAUAAUUUUAUCGAGAUAGGAAUAGGUGUAUAUAGAUAUGUCGUAACUAGGGACGAGAUCGGGUGUAUAUUCCAAGUAGCGUCAAUAUAUCGAUAUAUCUGUGUGUAUAUUUGAGCCUUUCACUGGUAUUUCCAAUUAUAUAACACGUACAAAUACUUGAUAUAUAUACGAAGAGACGGUAAAACAACACUGACGAAUAUAUUUUAUAAAGUUUCGCACAUUGUAUCGAUAUAAUUUGAUAUGUACUUGAUUGUAGCAACUUUCUUGAAGUACGUGAUGUGGGCGCGCGUGUAAAUUUAGGGCUCAGACAUAAUGGAAGGAGGAACACAAGGAAUUAAAUGUAGGGAAUAAGGUACUAGAAAUAAGCUGUAGUUUAAAACACAAGAGAACAAGAUGUAUGUAUAUAAGGACGUUUUAAAACGAGAUCACCACUAUUUUCUGAUAAACUUCCCCGGAGAAUAUUAAAAGACGUCUGAAGGACAUCUCUUUCUUGAAAAUGAUCGAUUCUAACUCUUUUAUUUGUAUAUCGGUUAGAGGGUUAUUUCCGGUCAAAGCCCUAUAAGCACACAAGCUGUAAGACCUCCUAAUCCCAGUUCUCUAUUUCUUUAUUGUGGAUUGAUGCAUAGUUAUCCAUAUGUCGAGAUUUAAUUCCUUGUUCCUCAUUCCUUUCAUUACGUCCACAAUCCUCCUUCGAGUAUUAUUUGACUCGAGCGAAAUAUGAGAUUUGGUUAUCGAAUGGUAUCGAUACACUGAUACACAUAUUGCACUCGGUCUCAUCUCUAGUCGUAACCGACUGUCUACAAAGUUCUGUAAAGCAAGAACACAGAGAUUAAUAAUUUUAAAGACAAAGAGUUCGAUUUACCGACAAAGUUAGACUUCGUACUGAGAAUAAAGUGUAUUUUUUGCUCAUUUUAGUAAUCGACAGCGAUGUCAAGAGUAAACGAACGAUAGAAACAUAGUUAAAGAUCGCUAAAUAGGACAAUACUCUCCUAGUUCUAGACUACUUUUACUCUUAGUCAAUGAUAUUAUUAUUAUUACAAAUAUUGAUUUCUUUCUUUAUGGUUGCUUAAAUUUAAAAAAGAAAGUUUGGCGAUCUCGAGUUUAUUUUUCACACUAACUCUCUUAGCUCCUCGCUAUCGGCUUGGCUCGUCAGUCAAGUCUCGUAGAGAAA
Messenger RNA from Dinoponera quadriceps, 3277 nucleotides. It is a transcript of the gene d4, whose product is annotated as zinc finger protein ubi-d4 A-like. Gene Ontology annotation, biological process: nervous system development. The coding region runs from base 169 to 1782 and encodes 537 amino acids. The record is from RefSeq and is a predicted model, not a curated record. Lineage: Eukaryota; Metazoa; Arthropoda; Insecta; Hymenoptera; Formicidae. The transcript has 9 exons. Gene Ontology annotation, cellular component: nBAF complex.